GUGACGUAAGGUUGCUAUAAAACGGCAGUAAACUACUGGUGAACGCUAAUGCAUUUACUGAACCAAGCAUUAUUGUCACCAGUGAACUCACAUUCUGAAGAACAAUCGUCCAGAUCACGUAGUGUAUCAGUUCUGAAUGUGUUUUGCAAAAAAUUGUCAUGAAAUAAUCAUGUGCAGUUCCGCAUUUAGUAUGGAACAACCAAAGCAAAGAAGGGGCACAUUCUAAGUUGAUUUGGGCAUAGGUAGCUAUUUUUAGGUGUGUUAUAGAUACUGGUAAGUAAUAUCUUUCAUACCAGUAGCUAACAUUGGCGAGUAAAGAGACUCAUGCCAAAUACAACAUUCCUUUAUUAUUUAAAUUUAUGAAUUAUUCAAAUCAAUGCCAAGAAAAAAUGGUCUUAAGUGCAUAGCAUAGUCUACAGAUAUGAACGUACGCGCUAUAACAAUAAAUCAAACCUCUUAAGUGUUUCAUAAUUUGGAGAUAUCACGUACAGUUACGUAAAUAAAAGAAACAUUUCUGUAUAGCCGCUCACGCUCACUUUUGCAACAUGUUUUGUAAAGCAAUGUAGCUAGCUAAUCAGAAAGCCAAGCGCAACAAAUGUGCUAUUUCAUAAUAUGAACGCAAAAGUUCACUGAAAAUGAACCAUAUCCGCUUCUAGUCGUAUAUUAUUAAUCUUUUAACAAGGUUUGUUACAAUUAACACGUUUACAGUCUCCAAAUGCACUGGAUAAUGUGACGUCUUUUAUAUCAGGCAAAACAAAGACAACCAUAAUUUACUCUAUAUUGGGGUCCUCACUGAACUGAUUGCUUUCUCCUGCACGGACUGCAAUGGCGGAUUACGAUAGCUACGAUGACCGAGAUCGGGCUUAUGGCAGUUUUGGAGGUGGGAGAGGAAGAUCCCGAGGCGGAGGCGGCCCAGGGGGACCCCGCAAACAGAAAGAGCUCCCCACGGAGCCCCCCUACACGGCCUACGUGGGCAACCUCCCCUUCAACACGGUGCAGGGAGACAUCGACGCCAUCUUCAAAGACCUGAGCGUCAGGAGCGUCCGGCUAGUCAGAGAUAAAGAAACAGACAAGUUUAAAGGUUUCUGUUAUGUAGAAUUUGAUGACUUGGAAUCCCUAAAAGAAGCCUUGAUGUACGAUGGUGCUCUCCUGGGCGAUCGGUCGCUACGCGUGGACAUCGCCGAGGGCCGUCGGCAGGAGAAAGGCGCCGGAGGGUUCGGCUUCCGAAAGCAGGACGACAGAGGAGGCCGAGGAGGCAUGCGUGGCCCCAGAGGAGGGGAGCGGGAUCCCAGAGACGACUUCGACCAAUCGGGAGGAGGCUUCAGGGAGGACGACUUCAUGUCUGGGAGGAGUCGAGGGGGCGGGCGACCCGGAGACCGGAGGGGGGUCGGAGCCGGAGGCGGAGGAGGGAUGGGCCGGUACAGAGAUGGACCGCGCGGUGGCUCCACGGACUUCAGAGAACCUUCUGAAGAGGAGAGGGCUCAGCGGCCGAGGCUGCAGCUGAAACCGCGCACGGUGGACGCCCCCCUGAACCAGGUCGCCAACCCCCACUCCGCCAUAUUCGGUGGGGCGAAGCCGCGGGAGGAGGUAAUUUCCAAAGAAAAGGACUAAAAAAAAAAAUUAAAAAUUAAAAAAAUUUAAAUUAAAACAGCCGCAGGGCAGGGGUAGGGCAAUGGGACUGUAGAGGAUGCUGGGAAAUGGUACCGCCUCCGCCAUUACUCCCACCCGUCAAUCAGACCGAGGCCCCGCCUCCCCCGGGCCCGGUUUCAGCAACAUAUAUAUUCAACAAGCAAGAAAACAAACACACACACACGCCCACAAAACAAACAAAAACAAAACGACGACAAACAAGCAGCUUGUGAAUGCAUGUCCGCCGUUAGCAAGAGGUUUUUAACGUACUCCUCCGCUUCCCUGUAUCUAGUGCCUGCUCUGUACUGUAGUUACUUUGGGGGAUGGACAGUUCACACCUUGAUUUCUGAGAGGUAUACAAACUUCGCUGCUCCAAAAAGAAGGAUCCAGUCAGUUUUAUUUUAUUUUAGUUCGUUGUUCUGGACCGGAGUGAAAUGGCCCCUAAAAAUUGACAAGCCGAACAGUGUUAAAAGCCAAGCCGUUUUUUGCAUUGAGUGUUUGUGGCCUAACCUCUGAUGUGCCGUGUUUUAUGAACUCAAACUCAUUGAGUUUUGCCUAUGAGUGCUUUUUAAUUGGCGUUUAUUUGUGACUUGACUUUGGUGUGCUAACGUUAAAGGGCACCUUGGCUUGUUUUGAACAAAGGCUCACCUCUUGACUUUGACGUUUUAUCUGUUUACACGUUCCUAAAUGGACACUAUGGUUCAUGGUUAAUUAUCAAGCAAAGUACUAAGGUAUUUUUGUAUGGAAACCCAGGCUAAGUUCUUGGUUGGACGAUCCAAGUACACAUUGAGAAGAUGGGCCAUUAAGGCAGGGCAAUAAAUUAUGGAUUUGUCCAAUCAAACACUUUCCCUGGGUUUAUUUUGUUUAGAGGAAAACCAGUUUCCCUUUAAUUGCAGUGGGGAGCUGGGUGUUCAUGAGUUGGUUUCGGUGCUUGGUGAGUGGCAUUUUAGAGAAGGUCAAUCCAGUCACCAUGCAGUAAUUUCAUUUUAUAUGGAGGUGGCCAUCCACACUCAGUGACUUAAAUACAUGGCGAUUUUUUUAUCCUGUUUGAAUUGGACUUUAAACUGGUGUGUUUAAUAUAAAUUUUAUCUUUUCUUUUUUUUUAAUUGUGUACAUAAUUUACUUUUGUGUAAAAUUAUGAAGUGGUGCAAAAAAGUCUACCGUUUUAACACAAUGCUGUUAUGGACAGUGUACCUUUGUUUCUGUAUCUCUUUGUGCUGCUGAUUUUGUUUUGAAUUUUAAAGUAAUUUCACAUGUUCCUCUUCUAUCAAGCCCGCCUGAUGUUUUUUGUUUUUUUCUUGUUU
This is a messenger RNA of Anguilla anguilla (European eel), 2933 nucleotides long. Its product is annotated as eukaryotic translation initiation factor 4H-like. The record is from RefSeq and is a predicted model, not a curated record. The transcript has 7 exons. The coding region runs from base 826 to 1611 and encodes 261 amino acids. Lineage: Eukaryota; Metazoa; Chordata; Actinopteri; Anguilliformes; Anguillidae. Gene Ontology annotation, molecular function: RNA binding.